GGUAUGGCAACCGGCAAAUGAAGAGGCUUUUCCUGAUGAUUUUCCUCAAUGUUGCUUAUUCUACGACCGAGUUCGGGAUUGGGCUUAUUAGUGGCCGUGUCGGUUUGGUAUCUGAUGCAUUUCAUUUUACAUUCGGGUGUGGUCUUCUUACAUUCUCCUUGUUUUCUAUGGCUGCUUCUCGGAAAAAGCCUGAUCAUGUUUACACUUACGGG
This is a messenger RNA of Linum tenue, 212 nucleotides long. Lineage: Eukaryota; Viridiplantae; Streptophyta; Magnoliopsida; Malpighiales; Linaceae. The record is from the annotation of a GenBank genome assembly.